AGUCAUUUGCAUGUCUCUCCUUUGCUCAGUCAUGUUUACAGUGUGGGAAGAGAGCGCAAUGAAAACUGCUCUCUGUGCUGAUCCAGUUAUAGGCUGAACUGUCUUGGUGCUGGUUCCACAACAAUGUGAAGCCUGAAAUUCACACUGUUGUCUCCGUCCUACCUUCCUUUCAUGGCGUUUGAAGGAGCUGCGGCCAAAAGGGCCAAACUCAUUGCAUCCAGGGUCCACUGGGGAAACACGGGCCUAUGUGUUUCCAUUAUAGACCAGGACACUCACGGAAAUCCAAGUCAGGACAGUAUUGGGAAGUGGCUCAGCACCAAUGUCACCCAGGAAGAUGCAAAGCAAGAGCCACUGCAGGAAGACGCAGGGCCUCUGCAGAGGAACCCCAGCAGUGACGAUGACUUGGCGCUGGGUGUAGAAGCGUCUUUAUAUGCCAAACAAGGAGUGAAGACGGUCCAGGAGUUUUUGCGGUGGAGUAGCUCAGGUCCAGCCCUUAGUAGGUGGAACAGCUUCAGCUCAGCAACUUCAGGUCACUCUGGACCACUCAGUGUGAUGGAUGUACUUAACCUAUGGAACGACGACCCAGAAGAGAUUCUCUUGGACCUGGGCUUUGGCUGUGAUGAACCUGACCUCUCUGGACGCAUUCCGGCACGAUUCAUUAAUUAUCAGUCUCAGGCAAGAGGAAUAAAUCUCCAAGUGUUUCUAGAGGCUCAGAAAAACCGUCUGGACCUGGAGAACCCAGACGUCAGCAAUCGGUUUAGACAACUUGAGGUUCUACAGCAGGUCACUACAGCAUUCUCCAGCUUUAUAGGAUCUUCCUCCUCUCCAAUGAAAGCAACACAAGGAAAAGACCUGCCCCCUGAGGCCCAGGAGAGGAGAAAGCGCAUGGGAAUGCUGUUCAGACGAGCAUCAAAAAAGUCACUUGGCCAAAUACACAGGAAUAAAACCCAUGGCCUGACUAUACCUGCUGCCAACUGUGUUCCUGCAUCUGAGUCACAACAACCCACACCCAGCCCUAGAGACAAAAACGUCUGCUUAAAAAGAGUUAAAGCAGGCUCUCUAGAGACUGCGUCUCUGAGUCCUUUGGCAGAGGAACAAGGAAAUGAUCCAGACCUUCAAUCCCAACAUCCCUUGGUUUAUUUACUAUCCCAGGAGGGAGCGUUCAAAUCUGCACCCCUGAGAGAAGGUCACCCCUUGGCAGCUAAAUCUUUUUUACAGAGGAAGAAGAGCCAAGGACAGAUCAGGGAAUCAUUUGAAAUGGAGGAGAUACAGAGCUUUGAUGAAAGCAGUGUCGCAGUGAGCUACGUGGGAGGAGCAGAAAACUUUGAAGUAACAUGGAAAGAGGACAAAGUGGAUGCUUCAUUCAGUCCCAAUUAUAAAAGGAUAAAAACUUCCUCAUACAUGAAACAUCUGGGAUUCUUUGUAGUGAGAGGUUUAAUGCGGACCAACAGCUGCCAGUCAGACAGCAGUGGCUUUCUAGAAGAACCCUUUAUACCACUGGUCCCUCAUUUGGCAUCAUCAGGAUCUGAAAUCAUCAAGGCUCGUUCAGGGUUUUCAGAAAGGAGUGCCGACAAUCAGGGCAGUGAGAAACCAGAGUCUUCUGCUUUUUCUCCUCAUACUGACAAAUCUCCCAUCCCUGCCUCAACAAUGACCUCUUGUGGUGUUAAUAAAUAUCUCCCUUCCUCACCCUGUCCUUCACCAGAUUCUACUAUAGAAUCGAGCUCGUCCAUAGCUUCUGCCUCACUGCCUCUCUCAAGUUGUGACCUGCAAAUUGCAAACACUGAAAGAGCACCAAAUCAGGAUCAGUCUCCACCCGCUUCAAUACAAAGUUCUUCUUUUGGUGCCAUAUCGUCUCAGCUUCCCACUUCUCCUCAUUUACCUCACUCUGCUAAUAGUGAAAUCUGUUCUCCACCCACGUUGGUCUCUCCCAAAUUAAUCAAGUUAAUCUCACAAACUCCCGAAAGCAACAAAAACAAAUCUUUUCUUCCAGAUUCUGAUGGAAUAAGUUUUUCAAAGUCAACUGCUGGUACACAAAAGGAAGAGGAUGAAAGUCUCCCUUUGCUCUCUUUUCAUUUGGACAAAGCUAAUCCAUCAGCACCACCUGUUUUGGACUUCUCAAAAUUAGAGGAAGGUUUUCCCACACCUUCCUCCCUUUCUUAUAAACUUUACAUCCCAGUUUGUCAGCCUGAUGUGUCAUCACAAUCACAUCAUCAAAAUGAUCUCAUAGACCCAGCUUCAGGAAAAAUUUCAGACCAGUCAGAGCAGGUUGUCUCUGAACAGCAUAGUACAGUCUUACCCCCAAAGAACAGACAGCAUUCUCACAAUGAUAACAAUGAUCUUGCUCUAUCCUGUCAGAUCCAAAAUGGUACAAAUGCCAAGAUGAAUGAUAUACUGUUGGAAAAAUUUCAGAGGAAUGAAAAACAACAGGAAGAAAGUGAGGGACAUGGUCCCCAAGUUUCUCAAGAAGCUGUCGUUUACAUCUCAGACACAGAAACUCCCGCUAAUCUAUCAGAAGGUUCUGCACCUUCACCUUCUGAAGUAGAAAGCCAGUCAGAAAUGGAUACACUGGUCAACUCCUCUAUUGUGCAUGAUGACAUGUCAGCAAAGACAAAACAAAACGAUAUUAGAAAACUCUAUCAAAAACACGUUGCUGGUAAAGAAAGUGAAUCACCCGGGAGUUACAUAUGUUUACACGAUCAAGUUGCACAGGCACACAGCAGAGAUGAAGUAAAACCCAAUAAUCUCAUUGCGAUUGAGAACUUAGAUCUGGUAUUUGAAACCUCAGUAGAUGACUCUGAUAAUGAGAAUAUAGAUUUAGAUGACUUUUUUCAGCAGCUUGAUACUGAAGGGCGAGUCUAUUGGGCAGAACCCAUCCAGUUGUCCAAUCCAACCCCUGAAGCGUCAGGAAGCUUUGAAGCCUCAGACGGAUCUCCUGGAAAUCUUCCUGUAGAUUCAUUUUCUUCCACAGGCAAUGCCAUCCCUUUACCGUUGUCAUACUCAGCAAACACAGACAGAGGCCAGACCUCAAGAGCUGCAAAUGGCUCCUUGGAUGUACCUUCCUCAUUGACAUCCACAUCCCAGUCUGCAAUCCUGAAUGUCAGACCAUCAAAUCGUUCUGUUUCAGUUCAAAUGCCGUCAUAUCUGUCUUCUCAUAUUGUCCACAGAAAGGAUGUUCCAUACACUCCUGAGUCAAAAAGCACUCGUCUCCCUAUCAUUCUACCUUUGGACACCUCCAGCCCCUUUCGUGCUGUCCAGUCAUGGACAGACCUGCAAAUUCAGCGCAAUACUCUGACCAAGAAUUUAUCAUAUGGGGCUCUUCAUGCUGUUCCAAACAAAACGAAUUUGUCCAUGAGUUGCCCAGGAAUGACACAAAAACCAGCACAUCAAGAGCUCUUCUCUUCAUCUCCUUCUUUCUUUCACCUGUCUAACAAUUGGAAAUCACAGGAGACUAUCCCUGAGAUGGCUAUAAAUUGUAAGACAGAGUCAGUAUCUGUAGAUACAGGAUUGUGGCCGGAUGAGCAGGAAGAAGACAUGAACAGAAAUGGAAAUGAAACUCAGAAGAAACUUUGGGAGGGCAAUCAGCAAGACACCAUGGCAUGCUGCUGCUCCUGUGACCAUACCUGCUGUAUUCACAAGAGUAACAACAAGGAACACACUUUCGGAAACAGUCCUUACUCUCUGGAUGAGCUGGAGGAGAUGUUGCUGUGUCUGCAGCAGUUUUGGUCUGUGCUAAGUAACAUGGAGGAGCAACUCUCUGAAGACCAGGCUGCUGUGUACAGUUGUCUCUCUGACCAGGACAGAGAGAAGAUUCGGGACAUCGAAGAGCUGAGACGUGCAGUAAAACAAGAGGCUGGGGAGCUGGAGAGGCAGUUAAAAGAACUGGCCUAUGAGUAUGAUGAAAGCUUGAAAAUGAAGAUGCACAGAUUGUUGGAUGAACAAUCUCUCCUCUGCUCUCAACUUAAAGUCUUUCUACCUGGAACAGUCCCCACAUCAUCAUCUAACCCCAUGCCCAACAGGACAGUAGCCACUCAGUGCUCUUUGCUACCCUUGCUCACCGCAGCUGACAUACAGAGUAGCCACAUUUCUGAUUGGAAAGGCUGGAAGACUCUGAAACCUGGACUGGAUUCCAACAGACAGUCAGUUCCUGGGUCUGAGAGCAUCUGUGAUGGUCAGGGCGGUUCUCCCACCAAAGCAGACAAGCUAGAUAUAGUAGGCUUCUUGCAGAGACUGAAGGAGACUUUGCAUCAUUCUGUGAACACAGACUCAUCAGAAUAAGAGGUGUCAGGAACAUUGUGUGAUGUGCACCUAUGUUUUGUCAAUAUUCCAUUCUUUCAAAGCCUUAUUGUAUGAGAUGUGCAGUUUUAGUGUUUACUUAGUAUUUCUGUAAUUUUUUGAGUCUCUUUUACUGUUUGUGUCAGUAUAAUGGGUCUGCUAACAAGACAACCAAAAGAAAAGAACGUGAAAAGGCAUAGCAUAUCAGGUUUUACAAGAAUAAUGUUUCUUUUUUAAGAUAAAGCAUAGCAAUAUAAUUGUGACUUAAUUCAUUAAAUAUAGUAAUGUUUGGUAAGUUUUACACCUUAAUUACAUUAAAACAAUAUACCUUGGAAAAGUGAAACACAUUUGUGUGAUUUGUGCAUUCAUAAUCUCUGUGAGUCUUUAUUUUGUGUGACUUCAGACUGGAGCAGGAUGUACCAAUUACUGGAGUACAAUCCUGAAUAAAGACUUCUGAAGGUUUUGAUUUUACUAAAGGAUCGAGAGCAGGGCUGUGCAGAGAUGUUUGAAAGUUAAAAUGGGGCACAUAGACCCAGGCUGAAUAACAACAACCCACAUUCAUCAAGAAUCAAAUAUGGAAUCACAUCAUACUAUAUCAUUGUCACCAGGUGGGGACAAUGCAAAGCAAAUGUAGCCUAUGUUUUACCUGAUGG
This is a messenger RNA of Oreochromis niloticus (Nile tilapia), 4925 nucleotides long. RefSeq names its product ITPR interacting domain containing 1 (gene itprid1). NCBI's taxonomy places the organism in Eukaryota, Metazoa, Chordata, Actinopteri, Cichliformes, Cichlidae. The transcript has 19 exons. Gene Ontology annotation, molecular function: signaling receptor binding. The coding region runs from base 172 to 4275 and encodes 1367 amino acids. The record is from RefSeq and is a predicted model, not a curated record.